Molecule: messenger RNA, 3144 nt
Organism: Anopheles gambiae (African malaria mosquito)
Lineage: Eukaryota; Metazoa; Arthropoda; Insecta; Diptera; Culicidae
Gene: Zip71B
Product: zinc transporter ZIP10
Exons: 5
Coding region: 922-3069 (715 amino acids)
Biological process (GO): zinc ion import across plasma membrane; intracellular zinc ion homeostasis
Cellular component (GO): membrane
Molecular function (GO): zinc ion transmembrane transporter activity
Source: RefSeq, a predicted model, not a curated record
CACACACACACACACACACACACACGUACCAAACUACCUUUGGUGGCUGGUUGAUGGUUUAUCCCGCGCAUUCGCUCCGUUCAUUCACUCAGUCUCAAGCAUGUCGCCGGCACGAUCGUAGCGUCUCUCUAUUCGCUGGCAGGUUAAAAGUGUUGAUGUUGGAAGGCAUGGACACUUGUAAUUCGUUCAAGGGCUGAUGAAACGCAAGGGCCGAGCAAACAAAGCCAAACCAGCAGUGGAAAAGCGUACGUGUGAGACGUCGUGCUGUGUCGUGCGUUUCGGAGCAGGGGACGAAAAGCUCCACCGAAAACGGCACCGUUCGGUUUAUUUGUUUAUAUCAAUAAUCAGAGUGUUGAGAGCAGCAGUGCCGAGGAAGUGCCCUGUCCUCCAGCCCCGUUUGCUCUAUUUUUAGUGUCCGCUCUGUGUACCGUCGUUGUGUGUGUCUCUCUCUCUCUCUCGUUCUCAUUUAUCUCUACCCCGCCGUGGGUAUAGUGCCGCGUCCGGAAGUGUAGUGUAGCGUUGGGAGACGAACAAACCCUGGCACGAAGAACAAAAGGGAAUUACCCUUCGUUUGGAUACGCUUACACGCGGGAAACGAACUGCUUGAAAGUGACAACACACGAUUUGAGCGAUUGUUCACUGUUUGGUUGUUUGGUGUGGUGCUUUGGAAUUAGAAUUCCACCGUGUUUGGGGUUUUGGUGCAACAGUUGCCUGUAGGCUUUUGCAGCAGGGUUUCUGCGCGAAAAAAAAACACAGUACUCUAAGUGAAGGGUAGCGCGCGCUCGUAAUGUCGGUCGGUGCGUGAGCGGCCACUUCUCUCAGUUAUUCCCUUUAGUAGCCUCGGUUGACCUUUAGAAGGUGUGCGAGUAGAGGCAACAGGUUGCCUCAAACCAGGUGUUCUCGAAAAGCCACAGCGUGAAGAUGGCAUCGUUGCAGAAAUUCUUCUUCGGUGCUCGACUUACGGUGGUGCUGUUGCAGCUGCUGAUCGUCUCGUCCAACCUGAUCAUCAUCCGUGCCGUGGUGGCAGGGGAGGUUGACUCACCGGUCGUCACCAUCACCAGCACCACCGCUGCCUCGCCAAUGCCAGCGGCAGCACCAGCACCGGCCGCAGCCGACAGUGAAAACAAGUUUCUGAAAUAUCUGUUCAACAAGUACGGCAGCAAGGGAGUGAUCUCGUUCGAGGGUUUGGAGCAUCUGAUGCACAGCCUCGGGCUCGGCGGGCUAGAUUUCACCGGUUCGCACACACUGAAGGAGCAUCGCCCGGAUGGGUACGAUUUCGGCGACUACGACGUGUACGAUGGCGUCGGCGGGAUGGGGCGCACCGAGCACGGACAGCAUGACCAACACCAGCAUCUGCACGACGAUCAUCACGCGGAAGAGCAUGGGACACCGGAACCGCCGGUGAUAACGUUCGCGACCGCUACAGUGACCUCCACCGACCGUCGACACCGGCACCGGCCGGAGGAGGAACAGCAGGACCAUGGGCGCGGCAGUGCGGUGAGUGCCGGCGAGACGACCACAGCCGACUCGCGCCAGGCCGUAAACGGUACAAACAGUACGGCCGGCCCGUACGGUGGUGCCGCCGCCGCCGCCACGACGCUGGUCCAGGAUCGGAACCCACCCACCGACGAGGCGGACGAUCACGUGUGGCAGGAAAUUAUCUUCAAAGACAUGCACGAUCCGCGCCAUCGCCAUCCGCGUAACAAGAAUGUCCCGUUCUGUCUGUCCCCGAUGUCGAUCGUCCAUCUGGUGAUGGAGGAACCGCUGCUUGCCAAACAUCAGCACUAUCGCAAGGCGCGAUCACUACCGUCGCACAACCACAAUGCCCACGGAUCGAGCGCACCUGAUGUGGAGGAGAUAGAUCCGGAUGCACGGAUCGAGAUAACGCCGUCCGAGUUUAAGGAUCUCUGUCCGGCCUUUUUGGUGCAGCUCGACCAGCGGGCCUGCUCACAGAAGCUCCAGAAGGAGAGCAACCCGCACCGGGAGCGGAAAGCAUUCUCGCAAGCAUGGAUUUACGCCACUGCCUGCGUGCUGAUCAUCUCGCUCUGCGGACUGGUAGGAGUAGCGAUGGUACCGCUAGCGAAAUCCAUCGCUUAUGACGAUAUACUGCGCUUCCUGAUCGCGCUCGGCGUGGGGACGCUUUGCGGCGAUGCGCUGAUGCAUCUGCUGCCCCACGCACUGCUCCCGCACGGCGGGGACGAGGGCGACCAUGAACAUCAUCACGGCGAGCCUCACGAUGAUCAUGGUGGGCAUGAUCAUGCGGCCGAACAGAGGGCGAUGUGGCUGUGUUUGUGUGCCUUCGGGACGGCAUUCUUCAUGUACAGCUUGGAGAUGAUAUUGCCCCUGUUUCGGGAGGGAGGCGCCGACGACCAUCAUCAUCACCACCAUGGCCAUUCACAUGCGCAUUCGCAGAGCUCGAAUCGCGUCGAGCCUAGGCCGGCAGCUCAGCAAAACAAUCACCAGCAGCAGCAGCAGCAUCACCAUCACCCGCACCGGGGCGAUGACAUCGAGCUGGAUCUGACGGACGGGGCGAAGGAUAAGGAGGCGAAAACGAUGCUGCAGAAGAAGAGCGCCCGCAAACCGAUGGCAGCGGUCGCGUUCAUGGUCGUACUGGGCGAUGGGCUGCACAACAUUACGGAUGGGCUGGCGAUCGGGGCGGCCUUCGCGGUGGAUCCGGUCACGGGGCUGGCCACCUCGUUCGCUAUCCUGUGCCACGAGCUGCCGCACGAGCUUGGAGACUUUGCGCUGCUGCUGCAGACCGGCGUCAGCAUUAGGAGGGCAAUAUUUCUCAACAUCGUAUCUUCGAUUCUCAGCUUUGUCGGCAUGGCACUGGGUUUGCUGCUGACGGGACUGCACGAGUCGGUCGUGGGCUGGAUCUACGCGGGAACGGCUGGCACCUUCCUGUACAUCGCGUUGUCCGAUCUGGUGCCGGAGAUGCGCAACGAUGUGGCGCGAAGCGACCAAAAGCUGAAGGUGAUACUGAUCCAGCUGGCGGGGCUAGCCCUGGGAGCUGUGAUUAUGUUGCUGAUUGCGCUGAAUGAGAGCGCGCUGCAGAUGCUGUUCGAUUGAGCAGCUCCUGAUUGUGUAAGAUAUCAGUGUUAAGUUUAGGUAGUGUUUAGACGCAAUAAAGUGUACUUUUUUAUA